GUUGUCUAGAACUAACUAUAGUAAUAUUUAUUUAUAUGUAAAAGCUCAUAUGGCCUUUCAAGACUAGCCAUUUUGUUAUCUUGAAAACCUCUUAAUCAGUCGGUGAAUCCAAAGAUCACCGAUCGGAGACUCUCCUCUCAUCUAUCAGGUGGUUAUCAUCGUCGCUUAAAGUUCAGACCUUUUACCUCGCCGCAAGGAAAGAUGCUGCUCGCUUGACGACGAACCUCCACCGAUCUUUACCCUUUUUUCGCUCAACAUCUAUAGAUAUAGAGUGAAAGAGAAAGAAUGUCGACACCAGCGAGGAAGAGGUUGAUGAGGGACUUCAAGAGGUUGCAGCAAGACCCACCUGCUGGAAUCAGCGGUGCUCCUCAAGACAACAGCAUCAUGCUCUGGAAUGCUGUUAUUUUCGGGCCUGAUGAUACCCCCUGGGAUGGAGGUACUUUCAAACUCUCACUGCAGUUUUCAGAAGAUUAUCCAAACAAACCACCUACUGUUCGGUUUGUUUCACGGAUGUUCCAUCCUAACAUAUAUGCUGAUGGGAGUAUAUGCUUGGACAUUCUCCAAAACCAGUGGAGUCCUAUAUAUGAUGUCGCUGCUAUACUUACCUCCAUCCAGUCAUUGCUCUGUGAUCCUAAUCCGAAUUCUCCUGCCAACUCGGAAGCUGCGCGAAUGUUCAGCGAAAGCAAACGAGAGUACAACAGAAGAGUCCGCGAGGUUGUGGAACAAAGCUGGACUGCUGACUAACUAAAUAGUCUUUUCUUUGUAGCAUUUUUGUCUUCAAAAAAAAAACAAUUGAACCUCUUCUCUUGUGUUUGAUUCCACCAACACCGUCUCCCUCUCCCCUUUUUAUGUUUAUGUCUUUGUGUGUGUGUGUGUUUCAGACUCUGUGAUUUGUUUGUUCCUUACAAUGUUUCUAUGUGUUUACAUGUAGUAUCUUAACCAAAUUCGUCU
Molecule: messenger RNA, 951 nt
Organism: Raphanus sativus (radish)
Lineage: Eukaryota; Viridiplantae; Streptophyta; Magnoliopsida; Brassicales; Brassicaceae
Product: ubiquitin-conjugating enzyme E2 2
Exons: 6
Coding region: 286-744 (152 amino acids)
Biological process (GO): DNA repair; proteasome-mediated ubiquitin-dependent protein catabolic process; protein polyubiquitination
Molecular function (GO): ubiquitin conjugating enzyme activity
Source: RefSeq, a predicted model, not a curated record